AUGCAGGACGAAUCAUCGAUGCUGGAUGACAUCUUGAUGAUGGUCGCCCGCUUGGAACCUCUCUCUGCUCAGAGCAAGCUUGGGGGCGCACCGUCUUCAGCCAUUCCACAACAGACCCGACUGCAGCUAGUAAAUGCGAUUGCGGGCGUGCUGUCCGGCGGGUUGCCUGCGAGGAUUGUCGACCAUGCCCUCGGAUGGCUACGAUGGAGUAACUUGACAGGCGCAAGCGACUCUGUCCCUCCCGGAGAUAACACUGUGCCUCCCGUAAGCAACAGCCCUAAUUCCCUUCCGAUCCCUCUGCUCCCAGGCCGGCUAGCGUCUGUAUUAGGCCGAACUAGCCCUCUGCACGAGGUGUCGAUAGACGGCUCCGAAAGAUCCAUCACAUCCUCUCCUCUUCCCCCCACUGCACUGCAGGCUGCCCAGCGCCCUGUCUAUUUGUUCCCUGUUUUGCAUUCGACUCGUCAUCAUUUCCUCGCAGUGGAUUCGCUUGACUCUCCCCAGCCCCAGGCUCCAAGAAGCGAGACUUCUCCACCCGGAAUGCCUGCACGUGAAUUCUCAAACUAUAUGUACAUGCAGACAGCUGAAGGCACACAACAGAGACAAGGGAAUACCAGUCCCUUGCCUCCGUCACCGUCCCAGUUGAGUGGAGAGGCAGUCGCCAACGAGUCUCAGAACCACCCUCGAAAUGGAGAAGCCGCACGUACGGGAGGCCUACCUCAGGAGGCUGGCGUGGAUCGACAGGACCUCGUCACUACUCGUGUUUUUCCGAACUCUGCUAAGCCAAGUGACAUUCACGAUCAUUCCGAGAACAUGGCUGUCGAUGCGCUGGAAAAAGAGUGGGCAGAUUCUCGCGGCGCCGCCUCACGAGAGAAAGAUCACGAACCCGAUUCUACCGUUGAAGCCACAGCGACCACAGCGUCCCGCGUUAGGCAGGAUUCGUACCGGAAAAGAGCAAAUGAACAUGUUGUAUCAAGCUCCGUGCGAACAGAAAAUGCGAAGGGGCGCCCGCUUGGAAGCGCGGGUCCUCGACUUCGAGAAGACGUGACCGAGGAACGGGUCAACGAUUUUGCCCUCACGCAGUCUGCAGCAAAACGCGACAACGAGUUGCCGAUCGAUGGAGCUGCGUCUGGUCAGGGGGGAUCCGUGAGAGGCGAGAGACUUGAAGCGACAGGACUACUCAGUGAAAACGAUGGCGCGGUUCCUAAUGACGGGCAAGAAGAGGCUAACACAAGUGACGACAUAGAGAAUUAUACGCGCGAGGAACAGCACACAAGAGAUCAUGAAGAGUCAGAUCCCUCCGAUGAACAUGAUCCAAGAGAUUACGGUGAGGAAGAGCCGCUUGACGAAGAAGAACUGGAGGAACCGUAUGGCGGUUGGGAUGAUCCUGCAGAUUCGGAUCUAGGCAGUCCGGACGAAGAAGAUGCCGGCAGCAGUUACGAUUAUCUUGUUCCAAGUGUCGCCGAGUUGAUAUUUAAGUUUUUUCCUCUUCCUGAGUGGCUCACGCUCAGCCCCGACCAGGUUCCUUCAUUUGACUGGAAGCGCGUAUUCAAAGAUUACUUCCCAGGCGCAACCAAGCUGAGCCAUGCCAUUAACAUGGCUGAUGACGUUAUCUACAAUGAAUAUUGCAACCGCACCGUGCUUGAAGGUGAGCCAUCGAUUGAUGCUCCUUUUGAAUUCACUGGGGACGUCGUCUUUGACGAAGAUCUGGAUGAUGCCCUCUUUCCCCCGAGUUUCGGUGAAAAUCGACGGCUGCCAUUAGUGCCAAUGGAGAUCGAAGACGAGUUCGACAAAUGCGUCAACUUCUACAAAAACCGUACUCGAGAUUAUAUCGAAGAAUAUAGGCAGCAGUGCGACGAUCUGUGGGACGACCCUAAAGCUCCUGGCGGCAGUCGGCUGCGGCCGUUGACAAUAGACGACAUGACGACUUGCUUCCUCAGAAAGUAUGACGUGGGUCGACGCUGGUUCAACGAGCUUUUCUUCCAGCCCUGGUUCCAUCUGCUGAAUCAAACAUCCUACCUGUCCCAGGCUGUCGAUACCGCCAUGGCUGAGUUCGCCUACAAUGGAUGGUUGUUUCCUGCCGCGUAUGCAGCAGCAAACUUCGGAGUGUGGCGAGCCUGCAUCGAAACGCGAGAUUGUUUUGACGGGGAACAGUGUGUCCCCGCUCUUCCCGCCAUUUAUGGAUUCGUUCUCAGUUUUUGUCAACGAACAGCAGAUUCCAUGACGCGUGACCCCAUAACGGGCGUCCCCUUGGCAGAACGGUUUGUAGACGUGGGUAUCGAUCGCCUGCCAAUAGUCUCUAGCAGGACGUUUGGGUCAAGAAACGUUUCUAUAGUGCGCCCGAGAGAUAUCGUGAGUGGCACCCAAGACGGCAAUAUUUCUUAG
Messenger RNA from Neospora caninum, 2382 nucleotides. RefSeq lists its product as hypothetical. The record is from RefSeq and is a predicted model, not a curated record. The transcript has 2 exons. Lineage: Eukaryota; Apicomplexa; Conoidasida; Eucoccidiorida; Sarcocystidae. The coding region runs from base 1 to 2382 and encodes 793 amino acids.